UUUACAAGGAAUUGGCUUUCCAAAGCUGUUUUCGUGCUCUACGAAUUUGUACAGUUCAAUAUUUACAAAGAGGAAACACACCUGGGAAAAUGGCAUUGGAUGAAUACCUAUGGAUGGUCAUUCUAGGGUUUAUAAUUGCUUUUAUCUUGGCAUUCUCUGUCGGAGCAAAUGAUGUUGCCAAUUCUUUUGGUACAGCUGUGGGCUCUGGGGUGGUUACUUUGCGCCAGGCCUGCAUUUUGGCAUCCAUUUUCGAAACUACUGGGUCAGUGCUGCUGGGAGCCAAAGUUGGAGAAACCAUUCGUAAAGGUAUCAUUGACGUGAACCUCUACAACAGUACAGUAGGCUUAUUAAUGGCGGGAGAAGUCAGCGCGAUGGUUGGCUCUGCUGUCUGGCAGCUGAUUGCGUCUUUCUUGAGGCUCCCGAUAUCCGGAACUCACUGCAUUGUGGGUGCGACCAUUGGAUUCUCAUUAGUUGCAAUUGGCACCAAAGGAGUCCAGUGGAUGCAGCUGGUCAAGAUUGUUGCCUCUUGGUUUAUCUCCCCACUGUUAUCUGGUAUGAUGUCUGGCGUGCUGUUUGUGCUGAUUAGAUUUUUCAUCUUGAGCAAGGAAGACCCCGUGCCCAACGGCCUUCGUGCCCUGCCAGUGUUUUAUGCUGCUACCAUUGCCAUUAACGUUUUCUCCAUCAUGUAUACGGGAGCACCAGUCCUAGGAAUUGUUCUUCCUAUGUGGGCAAUAGCACUAAUUUCUAUUGGUGUAUCAUUGGUCUUGGCUCUCUUAGUCUGGAUAGUGGUGUGUCCGUGGAUGAGAAGAAAAAUAGCAAGUCGGUUAAAGAAAGAAGGUGCGUUAUCAAGAAUAUCUGACGAAAGCCUUGACAAAAUUCAAGAGGAGGACGCAGCUGUCUUCAAAGAGCUUCCUGGUGCCAAGGCGACGGAUGAAAGCACGAUCCCCCUCACUGGCUCCGGAGCAGAAGAGGCUGGAGCAUCAGACAGCGUGGCAAAUGGGAGUCAUCCGCGUGUUCCGUACGGGAGGGCAUUUUCAAUGACUCACAGUAUGGUGAAAUCUCCCAUUUCCAACGGUACAUUUAAUUUUGACGGACACAUGAAAAGUGAUGUUCAUGUGUAUCACACUGUGCACAAAGACUCAGGAUUGUAUAAAGAUUUGCUGCACAAAAUACACCUAGACAGGGGUAACAGCAGCGACAGGCCAGCCCAGGAAAAUAACUACAAGUUCCUGCGGCGUAACAACAGCUACACCUGUUAUACGGCUGCCAUAUGUGGGAUGCCAGUCCAUUCCUCCUUCAAGGUAGCUGAUACGUCCACUCCAGAAGACAGCGAGAAGCUCGUCGGGGACACGGUGUCCUACUCCAAAAAGCGGGUUCGCUAUGACAGUUACUCCAGCUAUUGCAAUGCUGUGGCUGAAGCAGAAAUCGAAGCAGAGGAAGGUGGCGUGGAGAUGAAGAUGGCGACAGAGUUGGUCGAUCCUAACAAUCCCACUGAGGAUCCUGCAGAAGAGGAGAAAGAUGAGAAGGACACCUCCCAGGUCCACCUGCUUUUCCACUUUCUUCAGAUCCUUACAGCUUGCUUUGGAUCUUUUGCACACGGAGGCAACGAUGUUAGCAAUGCUAUAGGCCCUCUGGUUGCUCUCUGGCUUAUAUAUGAACAGGGUGGGGUCAUGCAAGAAGCGGCGACUCCUGUCUGGCUGCUCCUGUACGGAGGCAUCGGCAUCUGCGUGGGUCUCUGGGUCUGGGGGCGAAGAGUGAUCCAAACCAUGGGGAAGGACCUCACCCCCAUCACACCAUCAAGUGGAUUCACUAUUGAGUUGGCUUCGGCGUUCACAGUUGUGAUAGCUUCCAAUGUUGGACUUCCUGUCAGUACUACACACUGCAAGGUUGGCUCUGUGGUGGCUGUUGGUUGGAUACGAUCCAAGAAGGCAGUGGACUGGCGCCUGUUCCGCAAUAUCUUUUUAGCCUGGUUUGUGACUGUUCCCGUAGCUGGCUUGUUCAGCGCUGGCGUCAUGGCAAUCUUUAUGUACGGUAUCCUGCCAUACGUCUGAUCUUUUGU
Euleptes europaea (tarantolino) is the source of this 2059-nucleotide messenger RNA. RefSeq names its product solute carrier family 20 member 2 (gene SLC20A2). The coding region runs from base 90 to 2051 and encodes 653 amino acids. Gene Ontology annotation, cellular component: membrane. The record is from RefSeq and is a predicted model, not a curated record. The transcript has 10 exons. Gene Ontology annotation, biological process: phosphate ion transmembrane transport. Lineage: Eukaryota; Metazoa; Chordata; Lepidosauria; Squamata; Sphaerodactylidae. Gene Ontology annotation, molecular function: phosphate transmembrane transporter activity.